AUGGCGAAAGAAGGCCAGCGGUCAGCAGCUGCUGACAAGGGAAAAGGCAAGAUCGAUGAUGUUCGCGAGCUGAACGGGCAGAAGAAAGAUGCAAAGGAUGAUAAAAUCUCCAAGACCGGAAAGAAGGAGGACAAGGAUGAUGAACUACAAGAGGAGGAGCUCAGUGAAGAAGAUCAGAAUCUUAAGAAUGAGCUUGAGAUGUUGGUGGAGCGACUGAAGGAGCCUGAUACAUCCCUGUACCGUCCUGCGCUAGAUGCCAUCAAGAACUUUAUAAAAACAUCUACAUCUUCGAUGACAGCUGUUCCGAAGCCCUUGAAGUUCCUCCGACCGCAUUAUGACGAACUCACCGAAGUUUACGAGAGGUGGCAAGCCGGGUCAGACAAGGAUUCUCUGGCAGAUACGUUGUCCGUUCUUGGAAUGACCUACGGUGUGGAGGACAAGCUUGAGACACUCAAAUAUCGCCUUCUAUCCAAGUCUCCCGCCGAGGAUCUGGGAUCUUGGGGCCACGAAUACGUUCGACACCUUGCGCUGGAGAUUGGGCAAGAAUAUCAGAACCGAUUAUCUGAAGACAAAGAAUUCAGCGAUCUUACCGAACUUGCUCUAUCUCUCGUCCCUUACUUCCUUUCACACAACGCCGAAGCCGACGCCGUCGAUUUACUCAGCGAGCUCGAGAUGAUCGAGGAGAUCUCCAAGUUUGUGGAUGAAAACACAUAUCAAAGAGUCUGCCUUUACAUGGUCAGCAUGGUCAACCUGCUCACAUAUCCGGAAGACCAUCAAUUCCUGCACACAGCGCACGAGAUCUAUGUCCGAUACAACAAGUUGACACAAGCGAUCGUCAUCGCCAUCCGUCUCAACGACGUUGAUCUUAUCAAGAGCGACUUUGCUGCGACGGAUGAUAAAGCACUGAAAAAACAGAUGGCCUUCUUAGUUGCUCGACAGCAGAUAUGGCUCGAUCUUCCUGGAGACGACGAGGAAGAUCAAGAGUUGGCAGAAUGUCUUAACAACACCCAAAUCCCUACGCACUUCAAGGCACUGGCAAAAGAGUUGAAUAUUCUAGAUCCCAAGAUGCCGGAAGAUAUAUACAAAACCCACUUGGAAAGCAGCAGAGGUGCAGGUUUGACGAAUGUUGAUUCCGCUCGGCACAACUUGGCCAGCGCAUUCGUGAAUGCGUUCGCCAAUGCUGGGUAUGGAAGUGACAAGAUGAUGUUGGUUGAGGGUGAUAAAGGACCUUGGGUGUGGAAGACGAAGGAUGAUGGAAUGCUAUCAACUACAGCUUCGCUUGGUAUGCUCCUACACAGAGAUGUGGAAGGCGGUCUGGACAAAAUCGACAAAUUCACAUAUGCCCAGGAGGACCAAAUUAAGGCCGGUGCUUUACUUGCCAUUGGUAUUCUCAACUCUGGGGUCCGUCUUGACUCGGAUCCUGCAAUGGCCCUUCUCAGUGACCCUGACAACAUUGAAAACAAGAGCAUUCCUAUGCGCGUAGCGUCUAUCAUGGGUCUUGGUCUGUCUUAUGCCGGUUCCAACAAAGAAGAGCUUUUGGAUGUCCUCCUUCCGAUCGUGGAAGAUACUUCUUUAGACAUGCAACUCUCAGCCAUGGCUGCCGUUGCUCUUGGUCUGAUCUUUGUUGGCUCGUCGAACCAUCAAGUCUCAGAAGCCAUUGCCUACACGUUGAUGGAUGAAGAACGACAGAAACAACUCAAGGACAAAUGGACCAGGUUUAUGGCCUUGGGAUUGGCUUUGCUCUACUUUGGACGACAGGAAGAGGUUGAUGUUAUCCUAGAUAUUCUCAAGGCUGUUGACCAUCCCAUGGCUAAACCCACAGCUGUACUGGCUUCCGUCUGUGCGUGGGCUGGUACGGGUACUGUCUUGAAGAUUCAGGAACUCCUUCAUACAUGCAAUGAGGUCAUCGAAGACAAAGAAGAAAACAAGGGGGAUGAGCUCGUUCAAUCGUAUGCUGUUCUCGGUCUGUCUCUGAUUGCCAUGGGAGAGGAUGUUGGGCAAGACAUGAUUCUGCGACAAUUCGGACAUUUAAUGCAUUAUGGUGCAAGCAACAUCCGCAAGGCUGUACCACUUGCAAUGGGACUUAUCAGUCCCAGCAAUCCGCAGAUGAAGGUUUACGAUACCUUGUCACGAUACAGCCACGACAACGACAACGAUGUCGCUAUCAAUGCCAUCUUCGCCAUGGGUUUGACCGGCGCCGGUACUAAUAAUGCUCGUCUGGCACAACUGUUGCGACAGCUUGCUAGCUACUACCACCGUGAUCAGAACUCUCUAUUCAUGGUCCGAAUUGCCCAGGGUCUAUUGCAUAUGGGCAAGGGUACGCUCUCAGUCAACCCAUUCCACACAGAUCGCCAAGUGCUUUCUAGAGUAGCUGCUGCAGGUCUUAUUACUGUCUUGAUUGCGAUGAUCGAUGCAAAGCAGUUUAUCCUCGCUGAACACCACUACCUUCUCUAUUUCCUCAUCACAGCUAUGCAUCCCCGCUUCCUCAUUACUCUUGACGAAGACUUGCAGCCUCUCACUGUGAAUGUGCGUGUUGGUCAGGCUGUAGACGUUGUCGGCCAAGCCGGUCGGCCGAAGACCAUCACCGGAUGGCAAACACAGAGCACACCCGUACUUCUCAGCUAUGGUGAGAGGGCGGAGCUCGAAGAUGAACAGUAUAUUCCUCUCAGUAGCACACUUGAAGGACUAGUGAUCUUACGCAAGAAUCCUGAAUGGGAAAGCUCGACCUAAUAAUGUGCCCUCUUACUUUUUUGGGUUGGAAUUUGGAAUCACUGUACACGGUCAAUAUGGCCUUGAUGCGCCUAGCGUGAGGAAAGGUCAAGAACAUCAUGUUAAAAUAGAUGCUUCUCGGCCCGCGCGGGCUUAAUACUGUGAGAUAUCUGCAAUUAAAUAGAGUCAGUUCACGUCUAUACAGAGCAAAGUAGUG
Messenger RNA from Talaromyces stipitatus ATCC 10500, 2926 nucleotides. Its product is annotated as 26S proteasome regulatory subunit Mts4, putative. Bases 1 to 2730 code for a protein of 909 amino acids. Gene Ontology annotation, biological process: regulation of protein catabolic process; proteasome-mediated ubiquitin-dependent protein catabolic process. Gene Ontology annotation, cellular component: nucleus; proteasome complex; proteasome regulatory particle, base subcomplex. NCBI's taxonomy places the organism in Eukaryota, Fungi, Ascomycota, Eurotiomycetes, Eurotiales, Trichocomaceae. Gene Ontology annotation, molecular function: enzyme regulator activity. The transcript is spliced from 5 exons. The record is from RefSeq and is a predicted model, not a curated record.